AAAUAGCUCACAUCCACAUGCCGUAAUCUUUAAUUAGUGGGAUACAGCUGUGUUUAAUUAGCGCGGAGUCAGUGGCGGGUUCGUGGUGACGCUUCACUGCGGGAAUAAAAUCACAGACUGGUAUCGAGGCCUUUCACUGGGCAGGCUUAGGUGCUCUUAGAUGGAUUACGCUAUGAAGUCCUUCAGCCUUCUGACUCCAUCUUCCCUGUCCAAGUGUGUGACAGCCAGCGCUUCCAUGACCCAGCAGCUCCUGUCGGGUCGAGCGCCUCAGUCAAAACCCUUUAGAAUUACAAAUGCUGACCGCAGUGUGAAGAAGGGCAUCAUGGCUGAGGCGCUGGAAGACCUGAUGAACAAGGUCAGUGACUCAUUGAACGUAUCGUGUGUCAGCGCCCUGGUGCUGGAUGAAGAUGGCACAGGUGUGGAGACAGAAGACUUCUUCCAGACUUUGCCUGAAAACACUGUCCUCAUGGUCCUGGACAAGGCACAGAAGUGGACUCCACAUCCAUACAGCAUCCCAUACAGAAAUCAGCUCAGCGAAUGCAGGAAGCAGCACCGGAUGAAUUUGGCCAAAGUGACCUUUGACCUCUACAAGAACAACCCCAAGGAUUUUAUUGGCUGCCUGAAUGUGAAAGCAACGCUGUAUGGUGUUUAUUCUGUGUCCUACGAUCUGCGCUGUUACGCUGCCAAAAGGAUGCUGAAGGAGGCUCUCCGAUGGACCAUCUUCUCCAUGCAGGCCACGGGCCACAUCCUGCUGGGCUCCUCCUGCUACAUUGAGCAGCUGCUGGAGAAUGAGGAGCAAGUGGAGAAGAGCCUGGCGCUGCCACAGGAAGGCAGGAUCAGGCAGCUGCAGAGCUUGCUGCUAGGAAAGAGCUCCCACCGAUGAUGAACUGGAGGUGACGGUGGUAGAGCUGAUGUUGACUAUCAUUUGUUCUUGGAUUUCAAACACGGUGUAGUUGUCACAAAUGAACCGUGUGAACUCUGUGUGGUCAUGUCAGUUUCUUGUUUGGGAACAUGACAGAUAUUUCAACCAUCUCUUCUCACAGUCACUUUCUUGCUCUGUUACUUUGUUUCGUAUUUAUGUAGAAGUCAACACAAUUUCCCCAGAAAGCACUUUGACUCACUACUGUGUAACUUGUCUUGUGUAGAUGAAUAAAUAAAAACUAACACUUUUA
Molecule: messenger RNA, 1172 nt
Organism: Monopterus albus (swamp eel)
Lineage: Eukaryota; Metazoa; Chordata; Actinopteri; Synbranchiformes; Synbranchidae
Gene: cidec
Product: cell death inducing DFFA like effector c
Exons: 7
Coding region: 161-883 (240 amino acids)
Biological process (GO): apoptotic process; regulation of apoptotic process
Source: RefSeq, a predicted model, not a curated record